This is a messenger RNA of Centruroides sculpturatus (bark scorpion), 1463 nucleotides long. Its product is annotated as SPATS2-like protein. The record is from RefSeq and is a predicted model, not a curated record. Gene Ontology annotation, cellular component: cytoplasm. The transcript is spliced from 8 exons. The coding region runs from base 326 to 733 and encodes 135 amino acids. Lineage: Eukaryota; Metazoa; Arthropoda; Arachnida; Scorpiones; Buthidae.
UGUUGUAUUUCAAACAGAAACUUUCUAUUGCAGCAAACAACCAGAUAAUUCUCAGACCCAAACUAGUGUGCAGCCUAGGAUACCGUCUGUUACACCAGAAGAUAAUAAUUUACCAACAUCAUCUUCCUCUUCAACCUCUUCCAGAUCGCAAGGAAGGAAGGGAUUAGAGAAAUGCUUAAAAGAUCUUUCUCGACAGACGGCUGCACUACAACGAAUACAUAAUCUUUUAGAAGAAGAAUUAGAAAAUUCUGAUAAAAGGAUAAAAAGUGCUUUCCAAGAAGUUCAGAAAUUGCUAGAGGAAAGACAGACACAAAUAGCUCAAGAAAUGGAAAAGGUGAAGAGAGAUGCAAGACAGUUACUAACACAGCGACAGGAACUCGCCGUAGAAUUGAAGAAGAGGGCCGAGCGUGCCAGCACUCUUUCGGAAAACGACCUUAACGAGCUUAGGAUAGAAAUAAAGCAUUUUGUAGUCGAAAGGAAGUAUGAUGACGAACUGGGAAGAACACUGCGCUUCAUUUGGGAUCGGGACAAGAUGACUGAGGAAAUCAGAAACUUUGGUGAAGUAAAUCAAGUCAAAAAUUACUACAGUCAGAGACGCUAUUCCGUGUCGUCGGUAGCUAGUUCAACAAAUCCCGAACCUGUAGAACCACCUCCAGUCACGGACCUUUCUGUUUCAGUAUCUAGUUCAGAAAAAUCUGAAGAACCAAUAGAAAGGAAGCAAAUAGUAGUGUAGCCAGUCAGUCGCCCACUCAGGAUCGAUAUCCUCAGAAUCACAUGCGCCAGGAGAGUCGACCGAGAAUAUUUUCCAACAGAGGACGAUGGUCCCCUGCUUACCGCAAUCCCCAGAAUAAUUUUAACCCUAGAUAUCCUCACCGAGGAAGGGGUGGCAGGGGAAGAGGUGGCUGGAGAGAUGGAAACUAUCACAAUCAAGGUUCCCAGUACAACGUGAACGUGCGUGAUAGACCUCCCAACAACGACAGGGCAGAGGGUAACUUUGACCACUCCCGUGGUGUGUCCAGUCAUCCGCACAGGUCUCCACGCGUCGACUGGCACCACCGCCAGUGGAACAGCUUCUCUUCCAAGUCUGGUCAAGAAUCUAAUCCUAAAGAAAACGCAGGUAGAGACACGGGAUCCGGAGAAGGACAUUUCAACAAAUCUGAAUUAAAAGAACACGUUCCGAACAUAGUAAACGGUUUCGACGACCAUUGACAAAUUGUAAAUUACAGUUUAUAUAAAGAAAUGAAAGCCAACUGUGACAUCAUGACCAGGUUUGUUGGGUGCUGCCAAUUGUCUAUAUAAAAAAAAAUAAAAUAAAAAAAAUAACAGGAGAGUUUGAAAAUUGUGCCUGAUAGUCAACUUUAUUCAUUUUUGUCAGAUUAAAAUAGAAAUUUUUAGCAGCCCGAAUUUAAAUGGCUGUUGUAGAUAAAACUUUUGUAAUUUGUGUCAUUAAAUGUAUCUAAUGA